UAGAAGCCCGUACAUUAUUUAUCAUGGGUUGCCGCCAUCUUUGUUUACAUGCCGUAACCAACCACCUCCAUGAAACAGAGAAUUCACGGACACGUUUUCCAGUUAACAUGGAAUCCAAAUGAAUUUUUGAAUGCCUAAUAUUUAAAAGGUACUGCCGUAAAAUGGCGGAGAGUCAAGUAAUGGAGGAUUUCCUUACCGGAAAUGAUGUACCUAGUAACCUCCCUUACCUGCAUCUGUCUUUCUUCGUCCAUAGCUUUAUUCCACGUCGUUAUGUGGAAACCCUUAAUCCCACCAAGACUCAGACGGUCGUGGGAAGUUUUGCCGAGGGACUUAGACUUCCGGCUUUUGUGAUCUUGAAACCAGAUGGAACAUUUGCCAAAAAGCACUUGAUCAAAGAACCAACUGUAGUUUUCCAUCACGUUAAAGAUGCUGAGAUAGCGCUUCCCUCUGUUACUGAUGCAGACUCCUAUCAUUAUGUUAUAUCAACUGAAAACGUUCACGCUGGGUAUUGUCGAUUAAAGGUUCUGCAAAAUGGCAGUAACGAAAGUGAGGCAGAUUUAUCUGUAACCAAAAAAGGCAUCAUUUACCUAGGCAGCAGCUUGUCAAGGAAAAAAUUUCAGAGUAAGAUUUCUUCGAAUAAAAAAGCAAUAGAUUCUAUGUUGGAUACCCUCAUAAAUACCGGAACAGGAAAUGGUCUCGAUAUGAAAUUUUCAGAUAUAUUCACGGGAAUUCCCGAGGAUUCUCUCGAUCUCCGCCGCCCAUUUACCUCACAAGGACUUCGUGGUGUGUUAGUUAGCGCACGGCAGGUAAAGUUUAAAGAAAUACAAUCUCAAGAACAAACUGGCCUUAUACCGGAAGUAGAACAGUCAGAGGUCAUGCAUGAACUGGCACUUCACUAUCCUGGAUGGCCAUCACAAGCAGAGGAAUGGAGAUCAAGAAAACGUCUUCAGAAUUGGCCAUCAGAGAGCACGAUAGAGAAAGUGAUGUCCGCUGGCUGCCAUAUAGUUCCCUCUGCCCACUGUAAAAGCUCCCAAUCCGACAUCGAAUGGAAAAUUUCAUUUUCUCUUGCCGAGAAGACACUGAUAAUAGAAGAACUAUCCGAUUCCCAAAGACAGUGUUUUCUGUUGUUUAAUAUGCUCUGUGUUCAUGUGAUAUCAGAGGGGAUGGUUACUCAACAACACAUACGUUCAAUCUUCUUUUACGCAUGCGAGAACCUGGGAACUAGUCUGUGGUAUAAGAACCCAGCUUAUUGUGUUCUUUAUCUUUUAGACCAGUUGGUAGACGCAAUUAAACAAAAAUUUCUCCCCGACUACUUUGUCAAAAAGAACAAUCUCUUAGAUUAUUUAACUGAUCUUCAGUCUUCUCAAUUAGAGAGAAGAUUUACCACAAUAAGGCGAAGACCUUUGGAAGAACUAUUUUCUCUUGCCGAAAAUUAUACAAUUCUGGAUAUUUUUCCAUACAACACAGAUGUGAAAAAGAUGUUUGCUCAGGUUUUGGUAGACGCAAAGGGAUACAAGUCAUCUAGCCAAGCACAAAAAUCGGUAGAAAGUUUCAUGUUAGUGUGCAAUGGACUGUGCAAUGGAUUUUAUCAUGAAUACGGGUUUGAUCAUUGUGCUGCCAUUUUUGAAGACGUCAUAGAUAAUUUUGUUGUCCCGAUUUAUGGAAAACCUGAGGCGGAGAGACAAAGAGAGUACAUCCCUCACCUCUUGAAUGAGAAGAACAUCGAGUUUAGUAACGUUCUAGAGACUGAAGAAAUUUGGAAACCCAUCACUUUCUGUCGAUUUUUAAUCACCAGAUACGUAGAUGGCAAGAAAGGUGCAGGACUCUAUGAGCACCUGGCCUGUCUAUACCAUGCAGCCUCCUGUGUAUUCAAGGCCAACAAACGGGAUUUACUACAAAAAGCUGACGCAAUGUUUCAGGAAGCAAUGAAUCGUGAGGGCGAAGGUCAUGGCGCAGGUUUAUUUGUAGAAUAUGGCCACUUCCUGUGUUCUUGUGAGAAAUAUGCAGACGCAAUCAAAAUCUUACGAAAAGCCGUGGAAUCAGAAAUAGAAAACCCUACUAGCGUUAACUACUACGGCAAGAUGGAAUCAAUGACAAUGGACGAAAAUUUAAAAAAGGAAAUAAGUGCGACUGGAAGUAUUGAACUCUUGUCCAUUAUUUACGCAUAUUAUUUGUUAAUCGAAUGCUUUAUCCGAAUCAAAAAGGAAGGAGACAUAAUCACCACUGUACAAGAUAUGGAACAGAUGUGUAACCGAGUCAAAGACCCCAGGGCAUAUGCAUUGCUUGGUUACACCCUACAGAAGACAAAGGACAAGGACAAAGCACUAGGUGCAUUUAAAUGUGCUUUAGACCUAGAUCCCAAAUACAAACUAGCCAAAGAAAACAUUGCAAAGCAUAAGAAGAAAAAAUAAUGAUUUAUUGUCAUAUAUUAAAAAAAACUUACAUACUUCAGCCAC
This is a messenger RNA of Saccostrea echinata, 2456 nucleotides long. RefSeq lists its product as uncharacterized. The record is from RefSeq and is a predicted model, not a curated record. Gene Ontology annotation, molecular function: protein binding. The coding region runs from base 162 to 2411 and encodes 749 amino acids. Lineage: Eukaryota; Metazoa; Mollusca; Bivalvia; Ostreida; Ostreidae. The transcript has 2 exons.